Molecule: messenger RNA, 426 nt
Organism: Penicillium soppii
Lineage: Eukaryota; Fungi; Ascomycota; Eurotiomycetes; Eurotiales; Aspergillaceae
Exons: 2
Coding region: 1-426 (141 amino acids)
Source: RefSeq, a predicted model, not a curated record
AUGGGGAUGGAGGAGAUGGGGAUGGAGGAGAUGGGGAUGGAGGAGAUGGGGAUGGAGGAGAUGGGGAUGGAGGAGAUGGGGAUGGAGGAGAUGGGGAUGGAGGAGAUGGGGAUGGAGGAGAUGGGGAUGGAGGAGAUGGGGAUGGAGGAGAUGGGGAUGGAGGAGAUGGGGAUGGAGGAGAUGGGGAUGGAGGAGAUGGGGAUGGAGGAGAUGGGGAUGGAGGAGAUGGGGAUGGAGGAGAUGGGGAUGGAGGAGAUGGGGAUGGAGGAGACGGGGCCAAGGAGACUGGCGCAUUCGGCACAAUAUGCGGAUCUCGCACCAGCAUUCCAGCGAGAUGUAUCGAUGUCGUCAACUGUUUUCGCCCGUAGGGGAAGCUUCAAAGCUUUAGCUGAAGAUUGGAUCCUUGCGAUUAUCUCUCUCCAGUAA